This is a messenger RNA of Coregonus sp. 'balchen', 15576 nucleotides long. The record is from the annotation of a GenBank genome assembly. NCBI's taxonomy places the organism in Eukaryota, Metazoa, Chordata, Actinopteri, Salmoniformes, Salmonidae.
GGGGCGUUCUCGGAGGUGGUACUUGCCGAGGAGAAGGGGACCCAGAGGCUGGUGGCCAUCAAGUGUAUCCCCAAGAAGGCUCUGCAGGGAAAAGAGAACAACAUCGAGAAUGAGAUCGCUGUGCUGCACAGGUCAGUAACAUAGUGAAUUAACACAACACACCACACUACACCACACCACUACAUAACUCAAUAUCCUUAAAGCUAAAAUCCGCAGUUGAAACAAUAACAAAGCGGUCCACCGCACCUCUGUUUUGGGAAAAUGCUAAGGGAUGGGCCUGGAGAAAUGUAACCAUUCUCAAAUACAUAGACAGACGUAUGGGUGCAAGGACUGACCAUCCAUGAUAUCAACAUUAUAGUUUUAACCAUGUUUUGAGGCUAUGCAAUGUUUGUUUACAUUUAUAUUGUUUACAAACAUGAGUAAAACCAACUUAUAUUUUGGGUUCUGAUGGGUGUGACAGUUGAACUAAUAAGCUCAUGAGGCAUUUAUAAGUUAUAGCCUAUUCUUCAAGAAUCAAUGGGUAGGCUACAUAUCAAUAAUUAAUACGGCCAAAAAUGGAUGUAGCAACUGCAGAUUCUAGCUUUAAUAAUUAAUACCAGGUCGUUUCCCCAUCAUCAGUCAUUAAAAUAUUUUAAUACUCAUUAUGUUCAGGUUCAGGAAAGAGGCUGAAGGUGAGAGGUAGCAUAACGGAUGGGCCAGUAACCGAAAGAUCACUGGUUCGAAUCCCUGAGCCGACUAGGUGUAAAAUCUGCCGAUGUGCCCUUGAGCAAGGCACUUAACCCUAAUUGCUCCUGUAAGUCGCACUGGGUAAGACCAUCUGCUAAAUGACUCAAAUGUAAAAUGUAAAUUAUAAACUGGGUGGUUUGAGCCCUGAAUGCUGAUUGGCUGACAGCCGUGUUAUAUCACGGGUAUGACAAAACAUUUAUUUUUACUGCUCUAAUUACGUUGGUAACCAGUUUAUAAUAGCAAUAAAGCACCUCGGGGUUGGUGGUAUAUGGCCAAUAUACCACAACCCCUCAGGCCUUAUUGCUUAAAUAACACACAGGAUCUGUCAAUGUAAAGGAUUGACAGCAUGGUAUCUAUUGGCUCAUAGUAAUGUACGGCAGAGCCACCUUGAUGUUAAGCAGUGGAGGCCAGUGGAGAAAAGGGACUGACUGGAUGCAUGGUACAGUAUGUUAUAUAUGUGUCCUGUCAGUAGAAACACCAGGAUUGUGCACCGGAAAUGUCAGGAGUAAAGAAGAUAAACCUAUUUUUAGUGUCCUUGUUGCUAGGGCAACAGCACACACAGAGGCGGAGGGGAGAUGAUGUGUGUGCGCCUGUGUGUGUGUGGAGUUCCCUGCAGCAGUGUGAUGAAGGAGAGAGAGAAAUAGAAUUGAGGGGAGAGGGAGAGAGAGAUAUACUCAUAGACAUACACAUUGACGUCCUCUCUCCUCCCUCCUCUCUCUUUUCUUUACAGCAUCAACACACUGUGUCACAUAUCGCCUACAUGACUACUUACAGUAUAACAACAGAGCAAUGUCCUGCCUCAGCCUUGGAUGUCUCGUUGGCUUGUGUAUUACCAGUGCUGUUCCUGCCAGUGUAUUUCCCUCAGUCAGAAUAGAACUCCCCCUAACUGGCUCGCUUCUCUCUCGUCAGUGGUGCUGGAUGAAGACAUGGACACGGGUUUGUUCAACCAAUGUCAGGAGCUGGCUCCAGUAUAUAUCCAUAUAUUCUGGAUAGGGAUGAUGAAACACUCCUCUGUCAGAGACUACUCUAUGUUUGGUGUGAGAAGAAAACAACCGGCCCCACGAAAUGACUAGUUCUGUAUUUAUGGGAUGAGGCUUUGUUUAUGGUGCUCCUACACACUCUUAAACACAGCAAUGGUGCCACCUGGUGAUCAUGUGACAGUAUUGAGAGAGAGACACCGUGAGGCAUAGUACUGUACACUGAGUAUACCAAAAGUUAGGAACAACUUCCUAAUAUUCUUUCUUUCUUUCUUUCUUUUCAGAAUCAAGCACACCAACAUUGUUUCACUGGAGGACAUAUUUGAGAGCACAUCCCACUUGUACCUGGUUAUGCAGCUGUGAGUCUGCACUUUCUUCUCUCUCGGUCUCUCUCUUUCUCUAUCUCUCUAUCCCCUCUCUCCUCUUCUUAUUCAUUGUUCUGGUAGAAAUACUGUAAGUCAUAAAGCCGGGACAGAUUGCUGGACUGGUGUGGGGUAUAAGUUCAUGACAUUUUUUUCCUUUCUUAAAAUAUUGUGUUUGGGAGAAGCAAAACAGUGAGCGGACAUUCCCCUUUUCUGUAUGUAUAGGACCUUAUUUUUGUCCGGCACCUUUAAGUAUUGUACGUAAGUAGCAUUGGCUCAUGCGUGCCGGAACGGCUCAUAAGAGUAAGAGCCUGUCCCCUUUCUGUAGCGUGAGGCAGCUUGAUGUACAAGUACACCCCCUGGACAGGACACUAGUCUAUCAUAGGGCCUUACUCCCAAUCUAUCUCCUUAAUCCUGAGUGCCAAGCAGAGAAGCGUCAGGUCCCAUUUUUAGUAUUAUGGAUGUGUGCCUCUGUCAGGGUGUCUGGAGGGGAGCUGUUUGACCGCAUCGUAGAGAAGGGUUUCUACACAGAGAGAGAUGCCAGCCAACUCAUUCACCAGAUCCUGGACGCUGUCAAAUACCUCCAUGACAUGGGCAUUGUACACAGGGAUCUGAAGGUUUGGCAACUCUACACUCACACCAGUGGAGGCUCCUCAGAGGAGGAAGGGGAGGACCAUCCUCCUCUGAAUUUCAUUAAAUAUAUUUAAAAAUAUUUAAAAAGUUAUCCUUUUUAGAUAAAACUAUACUAAAUAUUAUCACGUCACCAAAUAAUUGAUUAAAACACACUAUUUUGUAAAGGUCUACAGUAGCCUCAACAGCACUCUGUAGGGUAGCACCAUGGUGUAGCCAGAGGACAGCUAGCUUCCAUCCUCCUCUGAGUACAUUGACAUCAAUGCAAAACCUAGGAGACUCAUGGUUCUCACCCCCUUCCAUAGACUUACACAGUAAUUAUGACAACUUCCGGAGGACGUCCUCCAACCUAUCAGAGCUCUUGCAGCAUGAACUGACAUGUUGUCCACCCAAUCAAAGGGUCAGAGAAUUAAUCUAGUACUGAAUGCAUAAAUUACAGCUAGCUAGCACUGCAGUGCAUAAAAUGUGUUGAGUAGACUCAAAGAGAGAGAAAUAAAAUAGUUGAACAGUUUUAAGCAAAUCAAUGUAUUCCUAAAUGAAGGAGAAGCAAGAGAGAAAUAGAGAGAGAGAUUUCGUCACUAGCAAAUGCAGCUAGCUAAUUUAGCCUACUGAAACACCCUGCUCAAACAGAGGGAUGCUAUGUUAGCUAGCUGGCUAUGACUAUCCAACACAACACUGGAACUCUUCCAUGUCAAGGUAAGCUUUUGGUUUUACUAAUUUAUUACAACCGGGGCCCGCCGGUGUAAAUGCUUAUUGACUGUAUACUGUAACGUUACUGCAUUGCGGGUUUACUAACACGUUAGUUCUGUUAGCUAUGCUGACUAUGACGUUACUUUAGCUAAUGAAGUGACAACGAUGUAGGCUGUGUGUAGUGGUUUGGCUUGGAAAGUUUUUUUUUCCGCAAGGUCGCAUACAGCUGAUAUUUUGUACAUUGAAGUCCACAAGCAAAGGGAAGAGGUGAAAGGAGGAGAGCGCAUAACGUAGAUGCGAGAAGGAAUACAACAUGGCUGCUAUGAAACUGUGAACUGUGUUUACCCGUGAUCAGGGGUGUAUUCAUUCCGCCGAUUCUGUUGAAAAACAUUUCUUAAACAGAAGCAAACAGAACAAAACGGGGAUAAACAUACCUGAAUUUGUCCAAUAGAAACUCUUGUUUGCAACUGUUGGACUAAUGAUUACCACUAUCAACUACAUGCAGGCAAGAGUGUGCAAGGCGGCACUGUCUGUCACAUCAAAUUUGUCUCUCAACCUGUGUGCACCUACACUACCGUUCAAAAGUUUGGGGUCACUUAGAAAUGUCCUUAUUUUCCAUGAAAACAUACAUGAAAUGAGUUUGAAUAAGAAAUAUAGCAAAAUGAAUAAGAAAUGUAGUCAUUGACAAGGUUAGAAAUAAUGAUUUUUUUUAUUGAAACAAUAAUUGUGUCCUUCAAACUUUGCUUUCGUCAAAGAAUCCUCCAUUUGCAGCAAUUACAGCCUUGCAGACCAUUGGCAUUCUAGUUGUCCAUUUUUUGACGUAAUCUGAAGAGAUGUCACCCCAUGCUUCCUGAAGCACCUCCCACAAGUUGGAUUGGCUUGAUGGGCACUUCUUACGUACCAUACGAUCAAGCUGCUCCCACAACAGCUCAAUAGGGUUGAGAUCCGGUGACUGUGCUGGCCACUCCAUUAUAGACAGAAUACUAGCUGACUGCUUCUUCCCUAAAUAGUUAUUGCAUUGUUUGGAGCUGUGCUUUGGGUCAUUGUCCUGUUGUAGGAGGAAAUUGGCUCCAAUCAAGCACCGUCCACAGGAUAUGGCAUGGCGUUGCAAAAUUGAGUGAUAGCCUUCCUUCUUCAAGAUCACUUUUACCCUGUACAAAUCUCCCACUUUACCACCACCAAAGCACCCCCAGACCAUCACAUUGCCUCCACCAUGCUUGACAGAUGGCAUCAAGCACUCCUCCAGCAUCUUUUCAUUUGGUCUGCGUCUCACAAAUGUUCUUCUUUGUGAUCCGAACACCUCAAACUUCGAUUGGUCUGUCCAUAACACUUUUUUCCAAUCUUCCUCUGUCCAGUGUCUGUGUUCUUUUGCCCAUCUUAAUCUUUUAUUUUUAUUGGCCAGUCUGAUAUAUGGCUUUUUCUUUCAACUCUGCCUAGAAGGUCUGCAUCCCGGAGUCGCCUCUUCACUGUUGACGUUGAGACUGGUGUUUUGGGGGUACUAUUUAAUGAAGCUGUCAGUUGAGGACCUGUGAGGCGUCUGUUUCUCAAACUAGACACUCUAAUGUAUUUGUCCUCUUGCUCAGUUGUGCACCGGGGCCUCCCACUCCUCUUUCUAUUCUGGUUAGAGCCAGUUUGGGCUGUUCUGUGAAGGGAGUAGUACACAGUGUUGUACGAGAUCUUCAGUUUCUUGGCAAUUUCUCGCAUGGAAUAGCCUUAAUUUCUCAGAACAAGAAUAGACUAACAAGUUUCAGAAGAAAGUUAUUUGUUUCUGGCCAUUUUGAGCCUGUAAUCGAACCCACAAUUGCUGAUGCUCCAGAUACUCAACUAGUCUCAAGAAGGCCAGUUUUAUUGCUUCUUUAAUCAGCACAACAGUUUUCAGCUGUGCUAACAUAAUUGCAAAAGGGUUUUCGAAUGAUCAAUUAGCCUUUUAAAAUGAUAAACUUGGAUUAGCAAACACAACGUGCCAUUGGAACACAGGACUGAUGGUUGCUGAUAAUGGGCCUCUGUACGCCUAUGUAGAUAUUCCAUUAAAAAUCAGCCGUUUCCAGCUACAAUAGCCAUUUACAACAUUAACAAUGUCUACACUGUAUUUCUGAUCAAUUUCAUGUUAUUUUAAUGGACAAAAUAAUUGCUUUUCUUUCGAAAACAAGGACAUUUCUAAGUGACCCCAAACUUUUGAACGGUAGUGUACGUUGUAAACUUUCAUUCAUUGGCUAGGUUGUAGCAACCUCAUGAUGGCUAUAGGGAAAAUUAGAGUAUCAUGUAGUAGCCUCUGUAGCUCAAUUGGUAGAGCAUGGUGCUUGUAACGCCAGGGUAGUGGGUUCGAUCCCCGGGACCACCCAUACGUAAAAAUGUAUGCGCACAUGACUGUAAGUCGCUUUGGAUAAAAGCGUCUGCUAAAUGGCAUAUUAUUUUAUUAUUAUUAGCCUAAACCUAUCGCUGUUACAUUGAAUUGGGUGAAAGGAAUAUGACUGACAGUCAUCCAAUAUGCUGUAAUAGAAAUAAGGCCAUGCUCAUGAAAAAAAGAACCGUCCUCCAUCAUCUGAAACGGCACUGACCGCCACUGACUCACACACACUCACACAUGCACAAACACGCAAACCAGGGUUGGGGUCAAACCCAUUUCAAUUCCAGUGAAUUCAGAAUGUAAACCAAAUUCAAAAUUUUACUAAUUGAAAAGCAUUGAAUAGAAUUUGAAUUUCAGUGUACUUCCUGAAUUGUCUGGAACUGAAAUAGAAUUGACCCCAACCCUAAUGCACACACACACACACACACACACACACACACACAUCAGUAAACGGUCAGUGCCAUUCAAUACCGCCUUGCACACUCUUGCCUGCAUCUAGCUGAUAUAGGGUGUAAUCAUUAGUCCAACAGUUGUAAACGAGAGUUUCUAUUGGACAAAUUCAGGUAUGUUUAUCCCCGUUUGCUUUCGUUUAAGAAAAGUUUUUCAACAGAAUCUGCAGAAUGAAUACACACAGUUCACUUUCAUAGCAGCCACGUUGUAUUCCUUCUAAGCGCUCUCCUCCUCUCACGUUGUCCCCACGCUUGUGGACUUUAAUGCACAACACAUCAGCUGUAUGAGACCAGGCGAAAAUACCUUUCCAAGCCAAACCGCUACACACAGCUUACAUCGUUGUCACCAUAUUAGCUAAAGUAACGUCAUAGUCAGCAUAGCUAAUAGAACUAACACGUUAGUAAACCCGCUACAAUCAUGCAGUAACGUCAGUAAGAAGUUACACCGGCGGGCCCCGGUGGCAAGAAAUUAGUAAUACCAAAACUGGAUAGUCAUAGCCAGCUAGCUAAGAAAGCAUCCGUCUGUUUGAGCAGGGUGUUUCAGUAGGCUAAACUAGCUAGCUGCAUUUGCUAGCUAAGUAAGUGAAACUGAAACUGGAAAAAAUACUUAUUUUGAUCUAAACUGUUCAACUAUUGUCUUUCUCUCUCUUUGAGUCAACUACUCACCACGUUUUAUACACUGCAGUGCUAGCUAGCUGUAGCUUAUGCUUUCAGUACUAGAUUAAUUCUCUGAUCCUUUGAUUGGGUGGACAACAUGUCAGUUCAUGCUGCAAGAGCUCUGAUAGGCUGGAGGACGUCCUCCGGAAGUUGUCAUUACUGUGUAAGUCUAUGGAAGGGGGUGAGAACCAUGAGUCUCCUAGGUUUUGUAUUGAAGUCAAUGUACCCAGAGGAGGAUGGAAGCUAGCUGUCUUCCGGCUGCACCAUGGUGCUACCCUACAGAGUGCUGUUGAAGCUACUGUAGACUUUCUUUGCAAAAUAGUGUGUUUUAAUCAAUUGUUUGGUGACGUGAUUAUAUUUAGUAUAGUUUUAUCAAAAAAUGAUAACUUUUUAAAUGUUUUUUUGACAUUCACUGAGUAGGAUGGUCCUCCCCUUCCUCCUCUGAGGAGCCUCCACUGACACACACAUACAUACAUACAUACAUACACACACCUCCACGACAUCAUCAUCCUACACAUGGUCAUCCUACACAUGGUCAUCCUACACAUAGUCAUCCUAAACAGGGCCGAUCUGCUUGUUUCCCUCCUUGGAGAGUCAGUUUAUAAGAUCUUGUACUCUUGUGAAAUGGUAAUAAACUCAGCAAAAAAAGAAAUGUCCCUUUUUCAGGACCCUGUCUAUCAAAGAUCAUUCGUAAAAAUCCAAAUAACUUCACAGAUCUUCAUUGUGAAGGGUUUAAACACUGUUUCCCAUGCUUGUUCAAUGAACCAUAAACAAUUAAUGAACAUGCACCUGUGGAACGGUCGUUAAGACACUAACAGCUUACAGACGGUAGGCAAUUAAGGUCACAGUUAUGAAAACUUAGGACACUAAAGAGGCCUUUCUACUGACUCUGAAAAACACCAAAAGAAAGAUGCCCAGGGUCCCUGCUCAUCUGCGUGAACGUGACUUACGCAUGCUGCAAGGAGGCAAGAGGACUGCAGUGUCCGUACUGUGAGAUGCCUAAGACAGCGCUACAGGGAGACAGGACGGACAGCUGAUCAUCCUCGCAGUGGCAGACCACGUGUAACAACACCUGCACAGGAUCGGUACAUCCAAACAUCACACCUGCGGGACAGGUACAGGAUGGCAACAACAACUGCCAGAGUUACACCAGGAACGCACAAUCCCUCCAUCAGUGCUCAGCCUGUCUACAAUAGGCUGAGAGAGGCUGGACUGAGGGCUUGUAGGCCUGUUGUAAGGCAGGUCCUCACCAGACAUCACCGGCAACAACGUCGCCUAUGGGCACAAACCCACCGUCGCUGGACCAGACAGGACUGGCAAAAAGUGCUCUUCACUGACGAGUCGUGGUUUUGUCUCACCAGGGGUGAUGGUCGGAUUCGCGUUUAUUGUCGUAGGAAUGAGCGUUUCACCGAGGCCUGUACUCUGGAGUGGGAUCGAUUUGGAGGUGGAGGGUCCGUCAUGGUCUGGGGCGGUGUGUCACAGCAUCAUCGGACUGAGCUUGUUGUCAUUGCAGGCAAUCUCAACGCUGUGCGUUACAGAGAAGACAUCAUCCUCCCUCAUGUGGUACCCUUCCUGCAGGCUCAUCCUGACAUGACCCUCCAGCAUUACAAUGCCACCAGCCAUACUGCUCGUUCUGUGCGUGAUUUCAUGCAAGACAGGAAUGUCAGUGUUCUCCAUGGCCAGCGAAGAGCCCGGAUCUCAAUCCCAUUGAGCAUGUCUGGGACCUGUUGGAUCGGAGGGUGAGGGUUAGGGCCAUUCCCCACAGAAAUGUCUGGGAACUUGCAGGUGCCUUGGUGGAAGAGUCGGGUAACAUCUCACAGCAAGAACUGGCAAAUCUGGUGCAGUCCAUGAGGAGGAGAUGCACUGCAGUACUUAAUGCAGCUGGUGACCACACCAGAUACUGACUGUUACUUUUAAUUUGGACCCCCCCCCCCCCCCCCCCCCUUUGUUCAGGGACACAUGAUUCAAUUGAUGUUAGUCACAUGUCUGUGGAACUUGUUCAGUUUAUGUCUCAGUUGUUGAAUCUUGUAAUAUUUACCCAUGUUAAGUUUGCUGAAAAUAAACACAGUUGACAGUGAGAGGACGUUUCUUUUUUUGAUGAGUUCAGGUCCUGUAGAAAUAGAUACAGUGGGGAAAAAAAAGUAUUUAGUCAGCCACCAAUUGUGCAAGUUCUCCCACUUAAAAAGAUGAGAGAGGCCUGUAAUUUUCAUCAUAGGUACACGUCAACUAUGACAGACAAAUUGAGAAAAGAAAAUCCAGAAAAUCUCAUUGUAGGAUUUUUUAUGAAUUUAUUUGCAAAUUAUGGUGGAAAAUAAGUAUUUGGUCACCUACAAACAAGCAAGAUUUCUGGCUCUCACAGACCUGUAACUUCUUCUUUAAGAGGCUCCUCUGUCCUCCACUCGUUACCUGUAUUAAUGGCACCUGUUUGAACUUGUUAUCAGUAUAAAAGACACCUGUCCACAACCUCAAACAGUCACACUCCAAACUCCACUAUGGCCAAGACCAAAGAGCUGUCAAAGGACACCAGAAACAAAAUUGUAGACCUGCACCAGGCUGGGAAGACGGAAUCUGCAAUAGGUAAGCAGCUUGGUUUGAAGAAAUCAACUGUGGGAGCAAUUAUUAGGAAAUGGAAGACAUACAAGACCACUGAUAAUUUCCCUCGAUCUGGGGCUCCACGCAAGAUCUCACCCCGUGGGGUCAAAAUGAUCACAAGAACGGUGAGCAAAAAUCCCAGAACCACACGGGGGGACCUAGUGAAUGACCUGCAGAGAGCUGGGACCAAAGUAACAAAGCCUACCAUCAGUAACACACUACGCCGCCAGGGACUCAUAUCCUGCAGUGCCAGACGUGUCCCCCUGCUUAAGCCAGUACAUGUCCAGGCCCGUCUGAAGUUUGCUAGAGUGCAUUUGGAUGAUCCAGAAGAGGAUUGGGAGAAUGUCAUAUGGUCAGAUGAAACCAAAAUAUAACUUUUUGGUAAAAACUCAACUCGUCGUGUUUGGAGGACAAAGAAUGCUGAGUUGCAUCCAAAGAACACCAUACCUACUGUGAAGCAUGGGGGUGGAAACAUCAUGCUUUGGGGCUGUUUUUCUGCAAAGGGACCAGGACCACUGAUCCGUGUAAAGGAAAGAAUGAAUGGGGCCAUGUAUCGUGAGAUUUUGAGUGAAAACCUCCUUCCAUCAGCAAGGGCAUUGAAGAUGAAACGUGGCUGGGUCUUUCAGCAUGACAAUGAUCCCAAACACACCGCCCGGGCAACGAAGGAGUGGCUUCGUAAGAAGCAUUUCAAGGUCCUGGAGUGGCCUAGCCAGUCUCCAGAUCUCAACCCCAUAGAAAAUCUUUGGAGGGAGUUGAAAGUCCGUGUUGCCCAGCGACAGCCCCAAAACAUCACUGCUCUAGAGGAGAUCUGCAUGGAGGAAUGGGCCAAAAUACCAGCAACAGUGUGUGAAAACCUUGUGAAGACUUACAGAAAACGUUUGACCUGUGUCAUUGCCAACAAAGGGUAUAUAACAGAGUAUUGAGAAACUUUUGUUAUUGACCAAAUACUUAUUUUCACCAUAAUUUGCAAAUAAAUUCAUUAAAAAUCCUACAAUGUGAUUUUCUGGAUUUUUUUUUCUAAUUUUGUCUGUCAUAGUUGACUCUCUCAUCUUUUUAAGUGGGAGAACUUGCACAAUUGGUGGCUGACUAAAUCCUUUUUUCCCCACUGUACAUUAGUAUUAGAUGCUGUCCAUUAGAUUAGUACUCAAAAAUAACAACCACUCCAAUUACUCUUUGUCUUGCAUUGCCACACAUCCAUGUCUAGUGUUCACCAAUGUGAGAAAGCUGGAAAUCGAGUUUCAUUUACUCCUCGGCUGCCAAAUUAUAAUUUUCAUAUUUAAAUAUUUUACAUGGGCACAGCUGUUGGUGCAAUGUUGCCAAAGCAAUCACCAUUUGACCAUUUGAACAUGGAAUGCAACAGAUCCUCCCUCAAGUUUAGGCAUUCUGCCACAUCCCAGGCUGUAUGAAGAGGUGCCAAUGUACUCCCUCAACAACUUUUCUUGCCAAUUAUUUCUUACCGGAAUCAUUAAGGUUUCUGUAAGAAAAGCUUCAAAGCUCCAGUUGUAAUCUUUUCACUUUUUGUCAUAACUUCAUAAACCUAAUUUUCUCUCUCACUCUGUCUGUCUCUCUCUUUCCCUUCUCUUUCUCUCUGUUCCUCCCUCUCUCUCUCGCCCUCUUUCUCCCCUCCUCUCUCUCUCUCUUUCUUUCUCCCUCCCUCCCUCCCUCCCUCCCUCCCUCCCUCCCUCCCUCCCUCCCUCUGUGUCUCUCUUUCUCUCUGUCUCUGUCUCUCCCAUCCUCUCUCUCUCUCUCUCUCUCUCUCUCUCUCUCUCUCUCUCUCUCUCUCUCUCUCGUCUCUCUCUAGCCAGAGAAUCUGUUGUAUUACAGUAUGGACGAGGACUCUAAGAUCAUGAUCAGUGACUUUGGCCUGUCUAAGAUCGAGGACACAGGCAGUGUCAUGUCUACAGCCUGUGGGACCCCAGGAUACGUGGGUAAGAGAUCUGUGCGUGCAAGAGUGUGUGUGUUUGUGCGUGUGGGUGUGCGUGCAUGAUCUCUCUCGCUACCCACCCCUCUCUCUCUCUCUGAUCCAUUCACAGCCUCAUCUGAAGCAUGCCAUUUAUAUUGGAGUGCUAUUGUGUCAACUGUUAGUCCUUCAAAAGCUCUCUCUGUCUUUCUCUCUGUGUGUGUGAUGUAACCCACUAGAGCACUGAUUGAGAGGGUAAAACACGAACUUCAAUGGACUCUGUCUCAAUCAGCCCCUCUCUGUCUUUCUGUCACUCUCUCCCUCUGUCUUUCUCCCUCUCUGCACCUCUGUUUUUCACAGAGUCCCUUUCCAUUUCUGUUUCUCUGUCUCGGUCUCUCCAUCUCUAUCUUUCUCACCCUCUCUUUCUUCCUCUCUCCUCCUCUGACUUUGUGGUUUCUUGUUGUUGGCAGCUCCUGAGGUGUUGGCUCAGAAACCGUACAGCAAAGCAGUAGACUGCUGGUCCAUCGGAGUCAUCUCCUACAUUCUGUAAGUCAUCUGCUUGUCCUCUAACACAAAUUCAGUGUCUCAUAUUCUGUGUACUGGUGCUUGUGCAUUUAAAAAUCUGUUAUAGAGCACUCGCUAGAGCAGCUCGUUCCAAAUGUUCUAAAAUUCUAAAAUGGUUCUGUCCAUGUCCUUCAAUGAUUUUCACACCCCCACAUUAUUUCGGAGUUGGUAUGGUCCAUCUGUGGCUGGGACUCUUGGCACUUAAUAGCAGUGAUAUUAUAUAUUUCAAUUGGAUAUCUUAUUAGCUGGGUUCGAUGUAUGGAGCAAUAAGUGUUACCUCAUGUCAUAUGAACUCUUUCAGGUUGUGUGGAUACCCUCCGUUUUACGACGAGAACGAUGCUAAGCUGUUUGAGCAGAUACUGAAGGCAGAGUAUGAGUUUGACUCUCCUUACUGGGAUGACAUCUCCGAUUCAGGUAUCUUAAACCCCCUUUUCUUUCUCUUUUUGAUAAUAGAAAAAAGUCAGAGGAUCAUACAAAAAAACACAAUGAAAGCAUGAAUCCUUUUCAAUGAUCUGCACUCGUUUCAAAGACAUAGAUUACAUUGGACUGUGAAUGAAUACCAUGUCUACUUUGUGGGGAUUUGUAAGCCUUUGGUUAUACUGUAUUGUACACUAUAUAUACACAAGUAUGUGAACACCCCUUCAAAUUAGUGGAUUCAGCUAUUUCAGCCACACCUGUUGCUGACAGGUGUAUAAAAUCGAGCACACAGCCAUGCAAUCUCCAGAAACAAACAUUGGCAGUAGAAUGGCCUUACUGAAGAGCUCAGUGACUUUCAACGUGGCACCGUCAUAGGAUGACACCUUUCCUUAAAGUCAGUUUGUCCAAUUUCUGACCUGCUAGAGCUGCCCCAUUCAACUGUAAGUGCUGUUAUUGUGAAAUGGAAACGUCUAGGAGCAACAACUGCACAGCCACGAAGUGGUAGGCCACACAAGCUAACAGAACAGGAUCACGAGUGCUGAAGCGCGUAAAAAUCCAAACUACCUCUAGAAGCAACGUCAGCACAAUAACUGUGGAGGCUGUUAUAGCAGCAAAGGGGGGGGCCAACUCCAUAUUAAUGCCCAUGAUUUUGGAAUUAGAUGUUCGACGAGCAGUUGUCCACAUACUUUUGUUCAUGUAGUGUAUCUGGAGAUAGUGUAAAUUGGUAAUGAGUCAACAAUGUGAAUGUUCAGUAAUGAUUUGAAACUGUUUUGAUUAAUUCCAGCUAAAGACUUUAUCUGUCACCUGAUGGAGAAAGACUUCAUGAAGAGAUAUACCACUGAUCAAGCACUUCAACACCCCUGGUACUACAAGCUUUCCCCAACCACAACCACAACCCUAGCUCCAACCCCAACCCUAACCCUAGCUUCAUGUCCACAUCCUGGUUCAACCCUAACCCUGACCACAACCCCAACCCUAGCUUUAUGUCCACAUCCCGGUUCAACCCUGACACCAACCCUAAACCUAACUUCAUCUCCAUAUUCCAGUACAACCAUAACCUCAGCUUAGGUUUAGGUUGAGGUUUAUCUGAACAUCUUGGUUCAUAUGCAGAAACAUACAGGUAACUGCCAAAAUAUACGAAACACCAACAUAAAGUGUCUUAAUAGGACGUUGGGCCACCACGAGCCACCAGACCAGCUUCAAUGCACCUUGACAUGGAUUCUACAAGUGUCUGGAACCCUAUGAGGAUGAGACAAUAUUCUUCCACGAGAAAUUCCAUAAUUUGGUGUUUUGUUGAUGGUGGUGGAAAACGCAGUAUCAGCCGCCGCUCCAGAAUCUCCCAUAAGUGGUCAGUUGGGUUGAGAUCUAGUGACUGAGACACACACACCCUUUAAACCUCCUAUGGUCCUUUGGGACCCCUCUUUCACAGUCACUGAGGUCUCUUCUUCUAGUCAUGGUAGCCAAAAUAAUGGGCAACUGGGCAUUUUUAUACAUGACCCUAAGCAUGAUGGGAUGUUAAUUGCUUAAUUAACUCAGGAACCACACCUGUGUGGAAGCACCUGCUUUCAAUAUGCUUUGUAUCCCUCAUUUACUGAAGUGUUUCCUUUAUUUUGGCAGUUACCUUUACAUAAAAUGCGAUGUCGUACAAAAAUAUGAAAAGAAAACAAGUAAAAUGUAUGAUCAGCCUAACUCUAUGAACAGUGCAUCAUCAAUAAGUGAUAAGUCAUAAACAACAAAUUGGCAUACCACCAAAUCAAUAAAUAUGCAUAUCAAUGUCUUUAGUGAUAUACCAAUACAUUUGCAUAGUUUGAGAGCUCUUGGCAAGAAAGAACUCUGGUUGUUGCAAAAGAGUUUUGCCAACUCAGAUCAUACUGUCUCUGUACAGUAGGGGUUAGAAACUUGUGCAGUGGACUUAUGUGUUCAUGCAAGAGUGCUUUGAAGGUCUUGACUGUGGCUUCAUCCCGUCUGCUCUCCAGAGAUGGGAGUGAGUUGUAGGGAGUGCCAAUAAUGCGGCAGCAACGUCUCUGAAUGCGUUCUAAGACCUUAGAGGGACACUUCAACCCCCAAGCCCUUCAAUGCAUUCUCGCGUAAUGUUCAGGCUGGUUUAACCAGGCUAGGAUGCUUACGUUCCACAACUCAACCUGCUCUCUCUCUUAUAUCGCUCUUUUCUGGUUUGCAGGAUCUGUGGAGACACAGCUCUUGAUAAAAACAUCCAUGAGUCUGUCAGUGCUCAGAUCAAGAAGAACUUUGCUAAAAGUAAAUGGAAGGUCAGUGGCUCAAUAUUACAGCUCUGAUUACACUUAUGUUCUUACCUACUAUCUGUCUCUCUGUCCUCUCUUUCUCAUUUAAAUGGUUCCUCAGUUUUUUAUGGUGGUUGGAUAAAUCACUGUGCAUUUCUCACCUUCAGCUCUCUCUCUCUCAACCCCUUCCUCUUCUCUUCCACCCCCCUCUUUCUCCGCUCUCUCCCUCCCUUUCUCUCCCCCUUUCCCCACUACCCCAUCACCCCUUUCCCCCCAUACAGCAAGCGUUCAACGCCACAGCGGUGGUGAGACACAUGCGGAGACUGCAGCUGGGUAGCAGCCUAGAGGGCCCCAGCCAGAUCACCCCCACCAGCCCCUGUCACGCCCAAGCACUCCUGCUGCGGGAGGAGGACGAGGAGGAGGAGGAGGAGGAAGAGGGACCAGGGGUAGAGGAGGAGAGCUGUAAGUGAGACAAACACUGAGGCUUUCCCCCACUCAGCCAGACACCUCUCUCUCCCUCACUCACUCUCACUCUUUCUAUCUCUGAACACAUAGCCAACAGUAGUGUAGCCUCUGAGCACGUACAGUGCUGUGUACAGUACUCUAAUGGUACUUUAGUAGUACAGUACUCUAGUCACAGGAGGCUGCUGAGGGAAGAACGGCUCAUAAUAAUGGCCGGGGCGGAGCAAAUGGAAUGGCAUCAAACACCUGUAAACCAUGUGUUUGAUACCAUUCUACUGAUUCCGCUCCAGUCAUUACCACGAGCUCGUUCUCCCCAAUUAAGGUGUCACCAACCUCCUGUGACUCUAGUACAGCACUGUGGAGUACUGUCCCUGUCAUCAAGUUCUCCUCUCCUCUCCUCUCCUCUCCUCUCCUCUCCUCUCCUCUCCUCUCCUCUCCUCUCCUCUCCUCUCCUCUCCUCUCCAGUGUCUCACUGUGAGGAUGGGCAGCGACGUGGGAGUGCAGAAGGCAGUGCAGACCGGGACAGUCUGAGGAGUUGCACCUACUGCUGCAGGCCAGCAAGU